AAGCAGAGCUAGUCUUAACAAACCUAACUAGUUUUAACUUAUAAUAUGAAUUACCAGUAGGUAGGAAGUGCAUGUUCCACUGAAAAUUAAUAAAGUAUUGAAAUUAUACUUCAUCUGGUUUUGAAAAGUUACUAGUAACUAAAGUUUUAAAAUGUAGUGAAGUCAAAGUAUGAAGUAGCACAAAAUAAUAACACUCAAGUACUUAUACCUAAAAAAUGUAUUUAAGUACAGUAUUUGAGUAAAUGUACUUAGUUACUUUCCACCACUAGAAAAAAGGAAGAAGCGCUGGCUCACACACACACAUUUUCAGGCCAUUUCUUAGUGUCUUUGUAUUGAUUUGCCUUUAUUCUUAAACAUAAGUCAUAGCCAUCCCCAUUACGCAAUGAAAACAGAGCAUCUGUACAGUCUUUCUUAGUGUAUGACACGGGCUGUUGUGCUGUUUUAGUGUGUCAUGUGGUUCAUUUUAUUACCAGAGGCCCUAAAUCAUAUAAUCCGUGUGUUGUGUCACUAUCUGGGUGUCAGUGGUGUUUAUGUUCACAAUCUGUGUGUAGAAACCUGUUGCAGGGGGCAUUUAAUAUGUUCUUUAUGGAAUGUGUGGUCAAGUGGUUUUUGAAAAUGGCCUAGCUAAGAGUAGUGUCUUAUCAGCCUGAGCUGAUUAAGAUGUCUCUGAGCUGCUUCUUUAAUAGUGUAAUGCAGCCUUUCUGCCGUCUGACGGGGCCGAUUUAUAAACUGAUUUGCAACUUUAGAUUGAAAGUGCAAUUCAGUGAGACAUUUGUGAAAUCACCCGCCCCCCUUUUAGAUCCACCCACCUAGUAUUUACCCCUCUGCCUUUUCCUUUUAUAUACUGUAUAUCGUUUUAUCUUUCCUUGUAUACCCCCUGAGAAUUACUAAUACAAACCUCGAUCACGUAUGAUUGCGUUAAGAGUUGGAGAGGGUGAGUGAGGGGUGAGGAAGAUAUAGAGGGGGGGAGAGAGAGGCGACCGUUCACUGCCGUUGUCGGCGAUGUAACACACCGACAGCAUCCAGUCGGGACGCACUAGAGACGAUGCCUCUUUGUGCGCUACAAAACAAAGCGCUGGUGUGUGUUGGCCUCAACUAAUUGUUGCUUUUCAGACGAGCAUCCCUCCCUGCAGGCUUUAAUUACAUCUCUGCAGCAUCCUUGCAGAGCAGCCUAGUCUCUGCUGCCGAUUCCAUUUUCCGGCUGCAUUUAUCGGUGGCAUCGACGGAACCAGACACUGGACUGUGAUAUCGGGGCUCCUGCACGGCAGCCCGGACCGGCCGAGGACGUUCCCAUUCAUCAAUGUGCGCUGAAUAAAUAACUAGUAAGAAAGUUAACAUACUUUUCUUCAGACACGCACGAGCGUCCUGCAGCCUACAUGGAUUUAGGUUGAUGCGAAUUAUCAAAAGGCGUCGGGAAGCCAGAGGAGAGGCUUCUGUGCAGAUGAGGACAACGAAGUCGUGCUCGUUAGACGCGGCACCGUUCACCUGGAAUACCCGAAGCUCUCCAAUGACACGCAUCAGCAUCAACUUCUCAACGCUGUUGCACGUUUCCACGUCUGACAUCUCGGCCCGUGUGUCCUAUAGCAAGUAGGUUUAUGCUUUUUGUAGGUUAGAUUGUUUGCUGUUGAUUCGGAGCCCCGUGUGCCAUAAACUCGCGGCAGCUGAAUCACACACUAGUGGCCCCCCAAGAGGAUGCUGCCUGAAGUGCAAUGAUGCCUGGGACUCGGAGGAUUUUCUAAGCAGGAUGACAUUUAGUUGAAACACUCGUGGACCGAAACACAGAAUCUACUCUCUUUUUUUUAUUGCGCAAAGAAGCCGCAUCAAGAUCCGACAUCUGCCGAACUAGACUCUCGGUUUUCAGACUAGGUUCGGGGAGAUGGCUGCGAUCGCCAGCUCCCUGAUCCGGCAGAAGCGCCAGGCGAGGGAGUCAAACAGCGACCGGGUCUCCACUUCGAAGCGUCGCCCCAGCCCCAGCAAAGACCCCCGCUCUAUCUGCGAGAGGCAUUUCUUAGGGGUCUUCAGCAAAGUCCGUUUCUGCAGCGGCAAGAAAAGACCCGUUCGGCGGCGACCAGAUGCACCCUCGAAACCUCCACAGGUGUCCCAUAAGGGCUGCAGGCUAGAGCCGCAGCUGAAAGGCAUCGUGACGCGACUGUUCAGUCAGCAGGGUUUCUACCUGCAGAUGCAGCCGGAUGGAACCAUCGACGGCAGUAAGGAUGAGAACAGCGACAACACCCUGUUUAAUCUUAUUCCCGUGGGUCUGAGAGUGGUGGCCAUCCAGGGGGUGAAGAGUGGCUUCUACAUUGCCAUGAAUUGCGAGGGCAUGCUCUACAGCUCGGAGAUGUUCACACCAGAGUGUAAAUUCAAGGAGUCAGUUUUUGAGAACUACUAUGUGAUCUACUCAUCCACUGUGUACCGACAGCAGGAGUCAGGCCGGGCCUGGUUCCUUGGCCUUACCAAGGAGGGGCAAGUCAUGAAGGGCAACCGUGUCAAGAAGACUAAACCCUCAUCACACUUUGUACCCAGGCCCAUUGAAGUUUGUAUGUACAGGGAGCCGUCAAUGCAUGAAAUAGAGGACAAGCACCGCUCCAGAAAGAGCUCAGGGACUCCCACCAUGAAUGGAGGGAAAGCUGUCCAUCAGGACUCCACAUAGCAGCAAGGGGACGGGCUUCUAACAGGGGGGAGCGGCUUUAUCCUGACUCGGGGGACAGGCCAUAGGAAAACUCACUGCCCCUCCAGAAUACUACCACCAUCCCCUCUGAAGAAAGAGGGCAAUGUGAAGACAAGGAGCUAUUACUGUACACCCAAGACAACAAAAACAACUGAACUCUUGCCUGUGAAAACCUUUUAGAAGGAUUAAUAUGAAACCAGAGGAUAUAUAUAUAUAUAUGAAGAAAAAAACAAUUUUCAAUCAGAACUUGACCAACAUUUUAUGCAAAAAAGAGAAAAAGCUGUGAUAAAUAAAGGAACGGUGGUCUCGCUUCACACAAAUACAAAUAUCUAUCAUUUCCAAUUUAUGCUGUGAAAAAAAGCUUUAAUACAUGUUGAAUUUUCAUACAUGGAGGUUUUUCCCCUAAUGCUACAGCAUUCUUGCUUUCUUGUGUUAUUGUCAGAAACAUCAUCAGCAUUACUAAUCAGUUGCUCUAAUCCCGUUUACUAUCGUGGUUAUUAUGGCUUUCUUUUGUUGUUGUUUUUCAAUUACUUCUAUGAUUUUUCUCUCAGUUUGACCUUGAAGUCACUGUCACACUACCCGCUCUGGUGUAAGGGUAAAGCUGACUUAUUUAAUAGUUUUCUGGUUUGGACUCCAGUGGAAACAAUGUGCUUAGUGUGUAAUUUACUCAGGUGUGUGCUGCAAGUCAACCUGACCAAUAAGACAAACAGGACUGUUUAAAGUACUGAUAUAAACUUCACUAUAUUGUCCUGUUCUACAACAGAACAGGACUGAUACAAGCAAUAUAAUAGAAAGUGGUCAAUAUGUGUCUAAGUAAUAGUAAUAGCAAGCUGACAGCACAUCUCUCUUGGUGUGUUUCGCAGUAGAGACUCACAAAGAAAGCUGCAUAAGUGGGUGAAAGUUUGAAUCAUUUUCAAUAUACCAUUAAUGUUUGGAACGAAUGUUAGGUGUUAGGUAAAGAGAUUUCCAAAUGUGUCUAAAAUGGCAAAGAAGCUCUCCAAAAGCUGAAAUAAAAAAAGAUUAGCAUCAGCACUACGAGCCAUGACCCAAAAAGGUUACUUGACAUUUGCAGUUCAAGACUCCACUGUUAGCUAGAUUAUAGCAACAACUCUCAAAGUUUAAUUAUGUAACAGUAUUUGUGCUUUUGUUCUAUAUGGACAAAUCAACCUUGAUAAAAGGCUUCUGCUGUUUUUCUCUUAGCAAGAGAAGGAAUGGGUUGUUUUGCCAGGCCUGGCAGGGAAGAGCUGUGUUGAGGAAUUUUCAAGAAGUUCUAUGAGUUCUGCUAUGUUGAUUGUGAAAGCAUUUGAGAUAAUUCAACACUGGUGGACAGGGUGUCUGUUUACUUAUCCACUGACCUGACUUGUUAAUACUUUUCCAUCACAACGGAAGCAGAAUAUCUCAUUGAGGAACCAGUUCAUCUAGAUUUAGCCAGGUGCAAGAAAGAUGCCUUACCAUCUCACUGCUUGUUUUCCCUGACAUGGUAAGCCACACAGUCUCUAUUUGUCCUGGUUUUGUGACCCAUGAAAUGAGCCACUUGCUGCAUUAUGAAGGAAAGCAACUCUUUCACAAAUCUACGUGAUAACAUGGCUGUGUAAACAAGGUGAAUUGACUGGUACGUCAGCAUAUACCGUGUACACUGCUUAGCCCAUUCCUAAUCCCCAUUUAGUUUGUCUAACUCAGGAAGUUCUACAAUUGUUUCAUAAAUGGGGCCAGAUGUAAACACUGGCUGCUCCUUGUUCAGCAUCUGUUGCACAAAGCCUUGCCACCAAUGUGGUAUUUAUGGAGGCCAGGUUUGGGUUGAUGGCAUUUUACCAUUAAAGGUGGUGCACCUCUAAGCCAAGCCAGGUUAAGAUGGCUGAAAAAGGGAAUGGAGGAGGCGAGACAAUACACGGACAUGGACAUUGCAUGACUGUAACAGCUGCUGUGAGCUUGGUUUGAUUGUUGAGGUGGGAGCUAAUAAAGAUUGUUUUGAAUUUGGGGAGAGUAGAUUCAAAACUGUUUUAUGCAAGGUUCUGAUCAGUAUUGAUCAGAGAGUUUAUAGAACUCUCCUAUGUCUGGCUGGACACCAUAUGCUAGGUUGGUGGUACAUACAGUAAAAUAGCACACAUUCAGUUUGCACGGAGCAAACCUCAGUGACAUAUUACCAUGGAUAUGAAAGUGUCCACUACCUGGGGCCUGGGUCUAUGGCUGGAGCAAGUUACCCACAAUGGUAGAUUAGUUCAACCUCAUCUACAGCAUAACAGCAAACAUAACACUACAUACAGUACUGCAUAUUAGAAAUGACACUGAAAGACAACAGGCAAGACCAGCAUACUGAAGUAUCUUUUUCUAGAAGUUUAUAUUGGUGCAAAUGAGAUACAUGUAGACUUAAAGCAAUGCAUGAAACUGGAUGUUCCUGAUGUCAGCUGGUGACAGCACAGCAGAGUGUAGGAUGAACAAAGCAAGGAGGUAAAAAUACCUGCAAGAAAGCGGUAAAGUAUAGCACUUUGGGGUAGGGGUGGGGGGGUGUUUAUUGAUGUAUGAACGGGUGAGCAAAGGCUUUGGUUGAAUGUGGUAUUCAGUAGUAUUAUUUUUAUGUUUGCAGGUGAUUUCACUGCAUUGGAACAUGCUCAUAUAUGCAUUAUGAAUUGUGAGAUGAAAUAAAAAAUAUGCACUGAUAUUUUAAAAAAAUCUGAAUGAAGUAAGUGAUUGUUUAAGA
This is a messenger RNA of Monopterus albus (swamp eel), 5366 nucleotides long. RefSeq names its product fibroblast growth factor 12a (gene fgf12a). The transcript is spliced from 6 exons. The coding region runs from base 1877 to 2650 and encodes 257 amino acids. Gene Ontology annotation, molecular function: growth factor activity. The record is from RefSeq and is a predicted model, not a curated record. NCBI's taxonomy places the organism in Eukaryota, Metazoa, Chordata, Actinopteri, Synbranchiformes, Synbranchidae.